Molecule: messenger RNA, 1347 nt
Organism: Cyphellophora europaea CBS 101466
Lineage: Eukaryota; Fungi; Ascomycota; Eurotiomycetes; Chaetothyriales; Cyphellophoraceae
Exons: 1
Coding region: 1-1347 (448 amino acids)
Biological process (GO): amino sugar metabolic process; peptidoglycan turnover
Molecular function (GO): phosphotransferase activity, alcohol group as acceptor; ATP binding
Source: RefSeq, a predicted model, not a curated record
AUGGCUAUCUUACCUUGGACAGGCAAGCCACUGAGCCUCAAAGUCAUCGGCACCAAUGCUGGUACCUCAAUGGACGGUCUUGAUAUUGCGCUUAUGCAUUUUACUCAAGAGACGCCUCAAAGCCCAUUGAGAGUACGCCUGGUGCACGCAGGUGAAGUGGCGUUCGAUGGCGACUUGAAGAAAAGGGUCAUGAGACUGAUCAAAGAGAACAAAACGUCGCCAGAGGAGAUUUCGAUUGUCAACAUCCAGCUAGGCGAGUUUACAGCCAACGCCAUCAUUCACUUUGCUGAGCAAUAUGGCUUCUCCUUACAAGAUGAAGUAGACAUCAUCGCUGGGCAAGGUCAGACGAUUUGGCAUCUUCCUCUCCCCGAAAUGUUUGAAGGAGAUCAGCAAAGAGCACAUCUGGACAUGGCAGAGAUCUCUGUAAUCGCUGCCAAAACAGGUGUGACCAGUCUCUCUAAUUUCCGCGUCAGUGACAUGGCGCUCGGAAGACAGGGAUGUCCUUUGUUUGUGGCAUGGGAUGGACUAGUGGCAACACAUCCUACCAAAAAUCGCGCGGUCCAGAAUAUCGGAGGAAUCGCUAAUAUCACCAUGCUCCCUAUGGGCGAUGUUCGAAAAGGUUACGAUUUCGAUACCGGCCCAGGAAACGUCUUCAUCGACGCUGCUGUCCGCUACUUCACUUCGGGUCAGCAGCAGUACGACAAAGAUGGGGUCCUAGGAGCAAAGGGCACUGUCGAUGAACGUAUCGUUGAUGAGGUCCUGAAAGACCCCUAUUUCCUACAUGAUAUUCCCAAGACCACCGGACGAGAAACCUUCGGAGACCACAUGGCCGAAGAGAUCUGCAAAAAGAUGCUAGCUGAAGGCGCUCGUCCUGAAGACUGUGUAGCGACAAUCACACGUAUCACAGCAAAAGCGCUAGCAGAUGCAUAUGACCGAUGGGCACCGAAAGGUGGAAUUGACGAGGUCUAUCUUGGUGGUGGAGGAUCCUACAACCCAAACAUCAUCAACUAUCUCCGGGAGAGGAUGCCAACUACAACCUUCGCUUUCCUUGAUGAUUUGGGGGUGCCAACAGGAUCUCGUGAAGCUAUGGACUUUGGAUUUAAGGGCUUGGAAUGUAUGUUAGGUAGGUCAUUGAUUGUUCCGCAGAGAGUCGAAAGUUCGCGAGCGGGAAUCAUUGGCCAUAUACAGCCUGGCUCGGGCCUUUCCUUUCAUCGACUUAUGAAGCAUGUACAGGAUUUCUGGGGCACAUAUCCGCUGGAAAGGAGGAUGGAUCCCGUACUAGAGAUGGAGGUUCUGAGAGCGUCGGAAGCGGAAGGGCACAACGGCUUUGAACACACCAAGACAUAA